Molecule: messenger RNA, 3813 nt
Organism: Lycium barbarum (goji berry)
Lineage: Eukaryota; Viridiplantae; Streptophyta; Magnoliopsida; Solanales; Solanaceae
Exons: 7
Coding region: 1-3813 (1270 amino acids)
Biological process (GO): DNA integration
Molecular function (GO): nucleic acid binding; RNA-DNA hybrid ribonuclease activity
Source: RefSeq, a predicted model, not a curated record
AUGAUUGUGCCGGAAGUCGAUGAAGAUAUUAUAGAAGGAAUGGAGAACUUGUUCGUGACAAUGAUCGAGGAGUAUUGUGGGGAGACUGAAGCAGAUGCCGAGACACCGACUAUUCGUGAUGCCGAACCAGGAGAGAUCUUGCAGAAUUGGACUUACAAACGACGAGCAAGAUUACGAGGAAUACGACGAACAAACGGCGAGCAAGAUUACGAGGAAUACGACGAUAGCAUGAUGCCUGAGAAUCUUCCGCAAGAGAUCGAGCAACUUGAGAAUCAAAAGAAACCGAACUUGGAUGAAACUGACAUAGUUAACUUAGGAUACGGCGAAGCAGUGAAGGAAACUCGGAUCAGCAUACACUUAGAAGAUGAACAGAAGAAAGAAUUAUUGGAAUUGCUUAAGCAAUAUGUCGACGUAUUUGCUUGGUCCUACGACCGCAUGCCUGGGCUGAGCACCGACAUCGUCUCUCAUAGGCUACCAACUGAUCUUACCCGCCCGCCGAUCAAGCAAAAGCCAAGGAAGUUCAAGCCCGAUUUGAGUUUAACGAUCAAAGAAGAAGUCACUAAGCAGAUUGAAGCAAAUGUCGUAAGGGUUACAAACUACCCUUCCUGGUUGGCCAACAUUGUGCCCGUUCCAAAGAAGGAUGGAAAAAUCAGGAUAUGUGUGGAUUAUCGGGAUCUCAACAAAGCUAGUCCUAAGGAUGACUUCCCCCUUCCAAACAUCCAUAUACUCAUCGAUAACUGUGCAAAACAUGAGCUGCAAUCAUUUGUCGAUUGCUUUGCAGGAUAUCAUCAGAUUUUGAUGCAUGAGGAUGAUGCAGAAAAGACGGCAUUUACCACUCCAUGGGGAGUGUACUGCUACCGAGUAAUGCCAUUUGGCCUUAAGAAUGCUGGUGCGACCUACAUGAGGGACAUGACUAUUUUAUUCCAUGAUAUGAUUCAUAAGGAGAUCAAAGUUUACGUGGACGAUGUUAUUAUCAAAUCUCGAAGGAGUUCAGAUCAUUUUACUGACCUAAGGAAGUUCUUUGAACGAUUGCAGAAGUACAACUUGAAGUUGAAUCCAGCAAAAUGUGCAUUUGGAGUUCCUGCUGGAAAAUUAUUGGGAUUCAUUGUUAGCAGAAAAGGUAUAGAGUUGGAUCCUUCAAAAAUCAAGCUGCCGAAGAAAGAUGCUGCCACAAAAUGGACAAAAGAGUGUCAGAAGGCCUUUGACAGAAUCAAAGAGUACUUGUCCAGUCCACCCGUAUUGGUCCCGCCAGAACCGGAAAAACCUCUAUUGCUGUACUUGUCCGAAUUGGAUGGUGCGUUUGGAUGUGUGUUGGGACAACACGAUGAGACGGGGAAAAAGGAGCAAGCCAUUUACUACCUAAGUAAGAAAUUCACACCGUACGAGGCAAGGUACACUUUGUUGGAACGCACAUACUGUGCUUUGACUUGGAUCACACAAAAGUUGAGGCACUAUUUAUCUGCGUACACCACGUACUUGAUCUCAAGGAUGGAUCCACUCAAAUACAUCUUCCAAAAGCCGAUGCCUACCGGGAAAUUAGCAAAAUGGCAGAUCUUGUUAAGUGAGUUUGACAUCGUGUACAUAACUCAGAAGGCCAUCAAGGGCCAGGCCUUGGCGGAUCACCUUGUAGAGAACCCUGUAGACAAUGAAUACAAACCGCUUACAACCUAUUUUCCUGAUGAGGAGGUACUGUUCGCAGGGGAAGAUAUUUCAGAGACUUAUUCAGGAUGGAGGAUGUUCUUUGACGGAGCGUCAAAUUUCAAAGGAGUCGGAAUAGGAGCAGUUUUUGUUUCCGAGAUGGGUCAGCACUACCCUAUCUCGGCAAAGAUCAGAUUUCCCUGCACGAACAAUAUGGCGGAAUACGAAGCUUGCAUCCUCAGGCUUAGGAUGGUAGUUGAUAUGAACAUCAAAGAAAUUUUGGUAAUAGGCGAUUCUGACCUAUUAGUUCAUCAGGUACUAGGAGAAUGGAACACCAAGAAUGUAAAAAUUCUUCCAUACUUAUAUUGCGUGAAGGAGUUGUGCAAGCAGUUCAGAGAGAUUGACUUCAAGCAUGUGCCUCGAAUCCAAAAUGAGUUUGCUGAUGCCCUUGCGACAUUGUCAUCAAUGAACCAACAUCCGGACAAGAAUUACAUCGACCCUAUCAAGGUAGAAAUACACGAUCAGCAAGCAUAUUGUUUUCAUGUCAAUGAGGAAUUGGAUGGCCAGCCAUGGUACUACGACAUUAAGAAGUUGCUCGAGACGAGAGAAUAUCCGGAAAAUGCAACUGACAAACAGAAGCGGACCUUGAGGAGAAUGACAAAUCACUUUUUCCUUAACGGAGAAAUCCUAUAUAGGAGGACUUCAGAUCUGGGAUUGCUAAGAUGUGUGGAUGCCACAGAGGCGAUGAGGUUGCUAGAAGAAGUACACGCAAGGACAUGUGGACCCCACAUAAACGGAUUCACUUUGGCAAAGAAGAUUCUGAGAGCGGGAUACUUUUGGAUGACUAUGGAAAGAGACAGCAUUCGCUAUGUACAAAAGUGUCAUCAAUGUCAAGUUCACGGAGAUUUCAUUCGAGUUCCCCCAAAUGAGCUCAAUGUAAUGGGCUCCCCUUGGCCGUUCGCUACUUGGGGCAUGGAUGUGAUUGGACCUAUCGAGCCCCCCGCAUCAAACGGACAUCGCUUCAUCUUGGUGGCCAUCGAUUAUUUCACCAAAUGGGUCGAAGCUUCAACGUACAAGGCAGUAACAAAGAAGGUGGUAGUAGAUUUUGUUCGCAACAAUAUAGUUUGCCGAUUUGGGAUUCCAGAGUCAAUUAUAGAUAAUGUGGCCAAUCUCAACAGCGAUCUUAUGAGAGAGACUUGUGAAAAGUUUAGGAUCGCCCACCAAAAUUCCACAGCUUAUCGACCACAGAUGAAUGGAGCAGUCGAGGCAGCAAAUAAGAACAUCAAAAAGAUCUUAAGGAAGAUAACAGACAGUCACAGGCAGUGGCAUGAAAAGUUUCCAUAUGAUUUUCUUGGUUACCGUACCACUGCUAGAACAUCCACAGGAGCAACUCCCUAUAUGCUGGUCUAUGGUUCCGAAGCUGUGAUACCCGCAGAAGUAGAGAUACCUUCUCUUAGGAUUAUCCAAGAUGUUGGUUUGGACGAUGCGGAAUGGAUACGUAGUAGACACGAACAGUUGAUGCUCAUUGAUGAGAAAAGGAUGGACGAUGUCUGUCCCGGUCAGCUUUAUCAAAACAGGAUGUCCAAGGCAUUUAACAAGAGAGUAAGGACUAGGAAAUUCAAACCAGGGCAGUUGGUUUUAAAGCGAAUAUUUCCUCAUCAGGACGAAGCUAGAGGGAAAUUCGCACCAAAUUGGCAAGGUCCAUACGUGGUUCAUCGAGUGCUUUCAGGAGGAGCAUUGAUUUUGGCAGAAAUGGAUGGUAAAAACUAUGCUGACCUGACUUCCCACGGUGGGAUAUGUAGGCAACCCACAUCGGGCCCAGUCUCUUGUAAUAGAAGAUCCCAAAAACAUUAUCUUCAUGUAUCUCCAGAAGCAAGGUCAAGUUGCUCCGCCAAUCAGAGAUUUUUACUUUACAUUACAGUUGCUCCGCCAGCCGGAAGCCUUUUCAUUAUAGUUCCUCCGCCAGCCGGAAGCUUUAUAUUACAGUUGCUCCGCCAACCGGAAGCUUUACAUUACAGUUGCUCCGCCAGCUGGAAGCUUUACAUUACGCUCGCUCCGCCAGCCGGAAGCCUCUACAUUACAGUUGUUCCGCCAGCCGGAAGCUUUACAUUUCAGUCGCUCCGCAAAUCGAUGAACACAAUACAACGUGGAACUAUCUCUGCCACAGCGAACUGA